UAUAUACGAGAGCUCACGACGCCAGACAUUCUGUGGCGGCUCUGUCGCGGCCCAUCUGCGUUUCCGCGCGUCCUAAUGAAGCGGCCACCAUCGCUGCGGACAGCCGACGACGACGACCUGAUGUGCGUCUCGUGCCCAGUUCACAUAGCGCAUGCGCACACAUGCGCAGCGCACAUUGGCCAGGGGUAUAGACCGGACAGUGACACCUCCAUUCUGUAAAAGGAUGUUGAGAUGGAGACCUGUGUGACCUCUGGUGAGGGGACAUCAAGCUUUUUGGGACGCAUCAUCAUUGUGAACGAAGAGAACGGUGGAUUCCAGACAUCUCUUAAAGAAGAACCAAAGGAUGAAUAUGAAUAUUACUUGUGUGGAGAAACAUCAGACUCUGUGGACCAACAGAAUGAAGAAUACCAGAUUAAACUUCUAAAAGAGGAAGAAGAUGAAGCUGAAGAUGAAGACUACCUCUACUGUGAGAUUUGCAGAUCUUUUUUCAUCAAUAAGUGUGAGCUUCAUGGUCCACCACUCUUCAUCCCUGAUACACCUGUUCUUAUCGGGGUUUGGGACCGAGCCAGACAAACUCUUCCACCAUUUCUAAAAAUUAGGAAGUCUGACAUUCCAGAUGCAGGUCUGGGAGUGUUUAAUACAGGGGGCACGGUUCCAGUAGGUGUGCACUUUGGGCCAUAUGAGGGUGAGCUUGUGGACCAAGAGGAAGCCAUGAACAGCGGCUACUCCUGGGUGAUAUCCAACAGGAAACAGUGUGAGCAGUACAUUGACGCCAAGAGAGAGAUACACGCUAACUGGAUGAGGUAUGUGAAUUGUGCUCGUAAUGAUGAAGAACAGAAUUUGGUGGCUUUUCAGUAUCGAGGGGGAAUUUUCUACCGUUGCUCUCGACCCAUUGAACCAGGCCAGGAGCUGUUGCUGUGGUAUGAAGAGGAAUACGCCAAAGAUCUCAGCAUCACAUUUCACUACCUCUGGAAGAAAAAGUGCUUUGCAAAUGGAAUGAACAACAUGCAAGUGUUCUCCUGCUCCUUGUGUCCAGCAUCCUAUACUUCUCAAGUUUACUUUCACAAACAUGUCAGAAGAUGCCACUAUGAGGAGUAUUUGAGACUGCUGAAUUCAGGAGAGAUUAAGUUUGAGACUCUGAUGCCCAUGAGGAACUCCAGUAGUCAGCAGACAUCAUCUGGUUCUCUGGGCACUAACAGUUCUCAUGAAAAAAAACAACAAGAACUUCAUCACUGCUCAGAUUGUGGGAAAAGUUUUUCCGAGCUGAGUAUUCUCCAGUUACACCAGUGCAUUCCCACAGGGAAAAAAAUGCAUCAAUGUUCAUCGUGUGGAAAGAGUUUCAGUAACAAAGGAACUCUCAUAAGACAUGAACGCAUUCACACUGGAGAGAAGCCAUUCCACUGCGCACAGUGUGGGAGGAGUUUUACUCAAAAAAGUCACCUCCAAACACACGAGCGCAUUCACACCGGAGAAAAACCAUUUCAGUGCUCACACUGUGGGAAGAGUUUUAAUCACCAGAGUCAUCUCCAGCAACACCAACGCAUCCACACUGGAGAGCGGCCGUAUCAGUGCUCGCAGUGUGGUCGAGGUUUUACUCACCUCGGUCACCUCCAACAACACCAGCGCACUCACACUGGGGAAAAACCAUUUCAGUGCUCAGAGUGUGGGAAAAGUUUUAAUCACCAGAAUAAUCUCCAAACUCACCAGCGCAUUCACACGGGUGAGAAACCGUAUCAUUGUACACUUUGUGGGAAAAGUUUCAUUCACCAGAGCCAUCUCCAGUUCCACCAACACAUCCACACUGGAGAGAAGCCCUUUCAGUGCUCUGUGUGUGGAAAAUGUUUUAAUCGAGCUAGUCAUCUUCAGCAACAUCAGCGCACUCACACAGGCGAGAAACCGUAUCAGUGCUCUGUGUGCGGGAAACGUUUUACACGAAACACUCAUCUGCAAAAACACCAGCGCAAACACACACCAGAGACAGCAUAUUAAUGCUGCAUUAUGGACGCAGUUUCAAUUAUUCAAGAACGUGCACGUGCCCUAUCACACAGCUGACAGACUCAGCACGUAAAUAUAUCAAAUCCAGAAACAUGAUUUUAUUAUAUGUUUUCCAGAUUAAUGUGCUAAAUUAUGUAAAGCAUGUGUUGUGUAUUUGUAGGCUUGACCAAAAACACUUCAAUUUAUAUAGUCUUGUUGAAUGUCUAAUCCAUUUUAUGUUUUAGAUGACACCGGCACUUAUUCCUGCCUACGUAAGAAAUGUGUAUUUACACUAAUCAUAAACAAUAUGACAAUCCAAGUGAACUCAGUAUACCUAGUGAUAAAUGUAGCACGAUGUGAAAAACACGAUAAUUCUGUUAAUGUAUUCUAGAGGUGGCCAAUCUUAUCCAGUAUCAAAGAGACUGUUGUUCUUGGUAAUUCUUUUGUGGAUAAAAUUGUACAGUGAACAACAGCAUGUCUUCAAAUCUGACAGUGAGGGUGACGAUGGUGGAAAAACAACCUGGACGUCCUCUGAAUAUCAUGGAAGGAAUUUCUUAAUUAUCAUCAGGUCCUUCUCCAUAUUUGUCAAAGUUAAUAGAAAGCAGCAAGAAUACUUUUAGGAGUGUUUAUAAUUCUCAGAUUCUUCCAGAGGACAGUAGCAGUCAUUUCCUCAAAUUAAAAUUCAACAAUCCACUGUGACCUCCUCAUUCCUCGAAUAAUAAUCUCAGUGAUUUUUGUCCAUUUGCCUAUAAAUCAGCUUUAUACCGUGAUGCUAUCCUCUAGAUCACAGCUGUGUCCAUAUGAUCAGUGAUCAUGAAGUUAGUGAUUUUCCUGAUUAUUCAGUUGGUGCUCAACAGCCAUGUUCUUUUGUAAUCUGGAAUAACAAGCGUGAUGACCUUCAGUUGGGUUUCCAGAAGCAUUCUAAGACCAUGGUUCAGUCUGGGUUUUGAUGGACAUGAGUUUAACACUCCUCACCUUGAUGUUGUUUACGGGAAUGGUUUGGGUCCAUGCUUUUUGUUUCUCCUGUUUAGCUAUUUAGUUGUCAAUCUCAUUCCUCUCAAGUUUUCCUCCUCAUGACAGCUCUGGCUUGUGAAGCUGCUUUGUGUCUAUUGUUAAAAGCACUAUUUAAAUUGG
Messenger RNA from Neoarius graeffei (lesser salmon catfish), 3108 nucleotides. RefSeq names its product histone-lysine N-methyltransferase PRDM9-like. Gene Ontology annotation, molecular function: protein binding; histone methyltransferase activity. Lineage: Eukaryota; Metazoa; Chordata; Actinopteri; Siluriformes; Ariidae. Gene Ontology annotation, cellular component: nucleus. The record is from RefSeq and is a predicted model, not a curated record. The coding region runs from base 232 to 1989 and encodes 585 amino acids. The transcript is spliced from 7 exons.